Molecule: messenger RNA, 1535 nt
Organism: Salarias fasciatus (jewelled blenny)
Lineage: Eukaryota; Metazoa; Chordata; Actinopteri; Blenniiformes; Blenniidae
Gene: amdhd1
Product: amidohydrolase domain containing 1
Exons: 9
Coding region: 1-1299 (432 amino acids)
Cellular component (GO): cytoplasm
Molecular function (GO): imidazolonepropionase activity
Source: RefSeq, a predicted model, not a curated record
AUGUCUCCGAACCACAAGCUGCUGGUGAAAAACGCCAAGCAGGUGGUGUUGAUCUGCAGCAACGGGGAGAAGUACCUGACCAAGGCGGACAUGCAGAGUGUGAGCGUGGUGGAGAACGGCAGCGUGGUGAUCGGGAGCGACGGGCGCAUCAAAGCCGUGGGCCCUGCAGAAACCAUCGGCGCUCAGUUCUCAGAGGCGUCUUUCGAUAAAGUCAUCGACGCCACGGGGAUGUGCGUCCUGCCAGGGCUGGUUGACGCUCACACUCACCCGGUGUGGUCUGGAGACAGAGUCCACGAGUUCUCCAUGAAGCUGGCGGGGGCCUCGUACAUGGACGUGCACCGGGCCGGCGGCGGCAUCCACUUCACGGUGGAGCACACCCGGGCCGCGGCGGCGUCCGAGCUGCUGGCGGCGCUCUGCGGCCGGCUGCUGCGGAUGCAGCGCGCCGGCACCACGCUGGUGGAGUGUAAGAGCGGCUACGGCCUGGAGCUUCACACCGAGCUCAAGAUGCUGCAGGUGAUCGAGGAGGCGCGCAGGACGCUGCCCAUCAACAUCUCCUCCACCUACUGCGGAGCGCACGCCGUGCCCAGAGGGAAGACGGUCGCAGAGGCCACUCGGGACGUCCUGCAGGUCCAGCUGCCGCGGCUGCAGGCCGAGAUGUCCUCGGGCCGCCUGAGCGUGGACAACAUCGACGUGUUCUGUGAGCGGGGGGUGUUCGACCUGGACUCCACCCGCUCCAUCCUGCAGGCCGGGAAGCUCAUGGGCCUCAACAUCAACUUCCACGGAGACGAGCUGCACCCCAUGAACGCUGCUCAGCUGGGAGCCGAGCUGGGGGCGCUGGCCAUCAGCCACCUGGAGGAGGUGACGGACGAGGGCAUCGCCGCCAUGGCGAGGGCCAAGACUGCAGCCGUCCUGCUGCCGACCACAGCCUACAUCCUGCGGCUGCCUCAGCCUCGAGCCAGAGCCAUGCUGGACGCCGGAGUGGUCGUGGCGCUCGGCAGCGACUUCAACCCAAACGCUUACUGUUGCUCCAUGCCCCUCGUCAUGCACCUGGCCUGCGUCAACAUGCGGAUGUCGAUGAGCGAGGCGCUGGCGGCCGCCACCAUCAACGCCGCCUACGCGCUGGGACGCUCGCACACACACGGAUCUGUGGAGGUCAACAAGCAGGGAGACCUGCUGCUGCUGCAGGCCCCACGAUGGGAGCAUCUGAUCUACCAGCUGGGAGGACACCAGGAGAUCAUCCGCUACGUCGUCAUCGGGGGAAACGUCGUCUACGACAACGACAAGACCCUCGACCUUUGACCUCCAGUGUGAAGCAACUAAAGGGAAAGUCCAAAUGAGUGCAGAGUGCUGUGUCUUUAUUCAACAUGUCAGUACAGCACAGAUCCACAGGUAUGGCUCUGAAGAACACACUGAGAACCACUACAACUAUUCACAACAGGAAGCGAGUGCAGACAUGAGUGGCACACACCAUAAAUGAUCAUUUUACUAAAAAAGUGAUUGAUAGAUAUAGAUAUAGAUAUAUAUGUAUUAAGAGC